This is a messenger RNA of Aspergillus candidus, 1974 nucleotides long. RefSeq names its product VOC family protein. The coding region runs from base 1 to 1974 and encodes 657 amino acids. The transcript has 2 exons. Lineage: Eukaryota; Fungi; Ascomycota; Eurotiomycetes; Eurotiales; Aspergillaceae. The record is from RefSeq and is a predicted model, not a curated record.
AUGCCGGUGUCACAUUUAACCCUAACUGUCGCCCACCUCCCCACUUCCACAUCCUUUUUUCUCUCCUGUUUACAGCCGCUGGGGUACCAGUUCAUCGGCCGUCAUGACGACUUUAUCGGCUUCGGUCAGAAGUCGGGAGAGCCCGCAGACUUCUGGAUCACCGAGCAAAAACCGGGAGUCCCAGCCGGUGCAGCUCAUGUCGCGUUCCCCGCCCCAUCCAAGGAUGCGGUGGGCACGUUCUUCAUCAAUGCCUUGAAAUCCGGCGCAAAACUGCACGGGGAGCCCAAAACCCGCGACGCCGACUCGGGGUACUACAGUGCAGCCAUCAUCGAUUUCGACGGCAACAGCAUCGAGGCGGUCUACCGGCCCAGCCACUCGUCCGCCCGGUCAGAGAUCAGCCAACCGACACUGGCUCUGCUGGAGGGCGGCUCCGUCGUGUCCAAGGCUAGCAGCCGAGCCAGCACCAUGAAGACGGAAAGCAUUGCUCCCCGGUCCGAGGCCAAAUCCUACAGCUCCAAGGCCAGCACGGCCAUCGACCGGGGCUCACCGUCGGGAGGCUCACGGGACAUGCAGUCGGCCCCGUCCCCAACCUACGUGGUGCACUCGACCACCACGCAGAAGACCGACGAAGGCAAGACAGCCAAGACCAUCGUGGGCUCGCUCAUCGGCGCCGCAGCUGGCGCGGCCCUCGCAUACGCCAUUACCUCCAGCACCUCGGACUCCACCGAGGCCGCCACCACCACUUCCCCGCCGCCGCCGCAAUACUCCCCGCGGGAGUUUCUCCCACAGCUUCUCUCAGCCUCGCAGGCACCCUCACAAGUGUCCGAGCGGCAGGGCUACCGGGCGAUCGAAGCAGGCCCAGCCCGAAGCACCUACUCCCAGUCCGAAGGCCGCCCAUCCCUAGCUCGGAGCGUCAGCUCCAAGAACCCCCGCGCCAGCACCAUCUACGAAGGCACGGAGUUCAUCCCCCGCAGCAGCGGCGGCAGCAUGUACAUGGACAACAACGGCCGUCGCGCCUCGGAAGGCGGCAGCGGCGGCGGCAGCGUCUACAUGGACAACAACGGCCGUCGAGCCUCAGAAGGCAGCGUCUACAGCAGCGACCGCGAGAUCCCCCUGCGCGCAAUCGAGUACCCGCCUCCACUAGACGAGUCCUACGAGGAGGGCUACGACGCAAGCACCCUGAUCAGCAGCUUCCCCGACCAGUCCCGCGCAAUGAUGGACCACGGCAACGGCAGCGUAUACUCGUCCGCCUCGACGAUCAAGCCCUCCAAGGCCAACUCGCACUACUCCGAGCGCCAGCGAUCAUCUCCUCCGUCCUCCCACCACGGCAGCUCCGCCUCCUCCUCGCGCCGCUCCUCCCACCACCACUCCACGCACCGCUCCCCAUCCAGCCACCGCAGCACCCACAGCCACAGCAACCACCGCAGCCGCUCCUCCGAAGCAGGCAGCCACGCCCCCUCCUCAACCUCCACCCGCAGCGCACGCCACGUGCCCCUCCCAGACAACGGCUCCUCAAUCGCCUCCUUCGCAACCUACCGCAGCGGCUCCCACGCCCCACCAUCAAAGGCCCCAUCAUCGAAAUCCUACAUGUCCGCCCGCGACGUGCCCCUCCCAGAAAGCAUGGCCGACCUCGACCUCUACGACAACGACACAGCCGUCACGCCAGACGACUCAAUCAGCCAGAUCGACGAAGGCGGCCGUCGCCCUUCCUACUCCCACCGCUCGCAUACCUCCCGCUCAGGAGGCGGCGGCGGUGGUGGUGGCGGAUCGCGCGUGUCUAAGCAUUCGUCCAGAUUCGACGAGCCCGUCCGUCCAGCCGACAGCGUCAGCCAGAUCUCGGUCAAUCCUAGCCACGUGUCGAAGGCGUCGUCGCAGCGGACUAUGAAAGCCGGUGGCGGGGGGAACUCGAAAGCCGGGUCGAGGUUUGGGGGGACUACCACUGGAGGCAGUCGGAGGGGGAGUCAGGUUGUUUGA